Molecule: messenger RNA, 879 nt
Organism: Mesorhabditis belari
Lineage: Eukaryota; Metazoa; Nematoda; Chromadorea; Rhabditida; Rhabditidae
Source: the annotation of a GenBank genome assembly
AUGGGUGUCCAAGAGGUUUUACUCUAUUUUUUCUGGAAUUUCGUCGGCUUUCAAUUCUUUCUUUUCGUUUGGAAUCGACUGCCAAAACCAAAACCAAUCGACUACACGACGAUCCCGGGAUUAAAGUUGGAAUGCAGUGCUGAAGAGUUGCCUCCACUCAGCAUCCCACCACCACAAUCACUAUCAACAAUACAUAAAGAAAAAGGGCAUUUAAGUGAAAUUUCUAAAACGGAAAGCAUACGCGAAUUUCUUGAGUUCUCGCAUCAACUAUUUGGCCCAAUCUCGUCUUUCUAUUGGGGUCCACGAUAUGUUGUGAUUGUUAGUUCAAAGAAGAUUCUAGCCGAUUUGCGAAAUGCUAGAGAAAAUUUAGUUUGUGCAAAUCCUUACUUACCUGGCUCGGUUUUAUUCGGUGAUUCGAGAUUUUCUUCUAUUUUUCCUCUAAAUAGCGUUUAUAUUGAGAAAACGAUGAAUGGAGAGUGGAAAAAUGAGUUUUCAGAGGAAUUCCAAAAUCAUAUCUUUCAACGAGGGCCGUUUCUUGAUGGCGAAAUGAUGACGAAUGAAAUGAGAGAAAAUCCUCGAGAUAUCAUCCAAUCUUUACAAUUAGUCUUCAAAAUUCUGCAAAAAGAGAUUCAAGAGUCAGAAACGUUGAUCGAUGCCCUGUGUCGACCUUUAGUUUGUCUCUAUGAGAAAGAAAUUGAUGUUGACGCUCAUCCCGUUCCAGCUUGGGUUCCAAUUUUACUUCAUCCUAUGCAAAUUCUUGAUCGAAACUCUGCGACUCUUCUAGACGAUUUUCAUGAAGAGUUCAACUUUCUUCCCGGAUGCUCAUUCAAUGAUCAGCAGCUCAUUGAACUUAAAAAAACUCUUAAAGCUCUUAGAAAA